Messenger RNA from Schistosoma guineensis, 1014 nucleotides. The record is from the annotation of a GenBank genome assembly. Lineage: Eukaryota; Metazoa; Platyhelminthes; Trematoda; Strigeidida; Schistosomatidae.
AUGGUUUAUUUGGAGAUCGUAGCAAAUGCCCUACUGUUACUUACAUAUUCAGUAGCUUGUUUCACAAGUCCAUAUACUAAAGGUGAUAUCAUACACCAGGAACUGACACCAGAUUAUAUGCUUACAAGACUUAGGAAUCGUUCGGUAAAAAAUAGUUUGGAACAAAUUUUUAACAAAAUCAAUAUCAUUCGUAAUGUUGGUAGCCCUGGUCACCUUCAAGUCAGAGAAUUUAUUAGAAAUUAUCUAAGCAAGUGCGAUUGGGAAACUGAUUUGGAUACUUUUGAAGAAAAUACAGUGGAUGGUGUUAAAACAUUUCACAACAUUAUUGGUUACAGAAACGACCCAAACUAUAAGAAAUAUUUGAUUUUGGCUUGUCAUUAUGAAUCAAAACUUCUUCCUAAUUUUGUUGGAUCAACAGAUUCAGCAAUGCCUUGUUCAAUGAUUUUGAAAAUUGUCGACCUACUAAAUUAUGGGAUUAAAGCAUUGAAGAAAUCUGAUAUUGGUUUGAAGCUGAUAUUUUUUGAUGGAGAAGAAGCAUUCAAGAUAUGGACACAUAGUGAUAGCUUGUAUGGAUCUCGACAUUUAGCUGAAAAAUGGAGUAGUACAACAUCCAAAUCAUCUAACGAAACAGAAUUGAGUAAAAUUGAUCUUUUUGUCUUAUUGGAUUUACUUGGUGCAAAACAACCUCACAUACCAAAGUAUCCAUAUGAGGAUAAAGGAAGUUUUAAUAUGCUCAUUGAAUUGGAAAAGAGAAUGAGAUCGUUUAAUCUGUUGAAAUCAUCAGGUGAAAAUAAUCAACCUUAUUUUGGCCAUAGUGUUCGAUACCAGAUUGAAGAUGAUCAUAUACCAUUUGUAGAAAAAGGUGUCCCUGUACUACAUUUAAUUCCAUCACCAUUUCCAAAAGUAUGGCAUACAAUAGCUGACAAUGCUACAAUUAUAGACUGGGAUACAUCGAUCGAUUUAUUGUUUCUUAUAAAAUUAUUUAUCAGAAAUUAUCUACACAUUCUAUUAUGA